Messenger RNA from Coffea arabica (coffee), 2610 nucleotides. RefSeq lists its product as uncharacterized. The record is from RefSeq and is a predicted model, not a curated record. NCBI's taxonomy places the organism in Eukaryota, Viridiplantae, Streptophyta, Magnoliopsida, Gentianales, Rubiaceae.
AUGGCCGAAGGUACAAGAUUCAAAGCUCUGGAGGAACAGAUCAAACGGCAAGAAAACAAACUGCAGGAAUUCAUUGAAGAUUCUCUUCUGAAUAGGAAGCAGAUCGAUGAACGGUUGGAGACUAUCACUGCAGAAUUGAAGACCCUGGUAGCAACUGUGUCGACUCAAUAUGGCAAUCUCAUGCGAACCAUCAAUGGAGAUAAGGGAAUUUUGGGUCCCGGCAGUAAUGCAGAGAAGUUUCCAAAUCGAUCGGGUAAUCGGAACGUAAUUUGGUUGGAUGAGCCCCAUCAAGAACGUGGAGUAAGGAAGAAUUUUCAUGGCCCUUUCCCUAAGGUGGAAUUUCCUCUGUUCAGAGGGGAAAAUCCCCGAGAAUGGCUAAGGAAAUGUAUCAAAUACUUUCAGAUAUAUCAUGUGGCAGAGGAACAAUGGUUCGAUAUGAUAGAAAUGCAUUUAGAGGAUAAGGCAGAUAUAUGGUUUCAAGGGUUCAAGAUGGGUCUAAGUAAGCUUUCUUGGCCUGAGUUUGAAGAAGGACUCAUAAAGAGAUUUGGAGAAGUCGGACAAGAUGAUGCAGUAGAAGAGUUCAGUAAAUUGCAGCAAACCUCCACCGUUUUAGCGUAUCAGGAGAAAUUCGAAGAGCUCAAAGCCAGAGUUUUGAUCAAGACCCCAGGACUAACAGAACCUUUCUUUAUCUCUUGCUUCUUGAGUGGGUUAUCUGAAGAGCUCAAGAUAUCCGUCAAAAUGCACAAGCCUCGAACUCUGUCAGAUGCCUUUGAGACAGCGAGAAUGCAGGAAAAGGCCUUUGAAGCAUUCACCAAGAAACAGAAAAUGGCUUCCAAGAGCUUCGCUCUACCUUCACCUAGAGUGAAUCAUGCUCUUGAAGGAGCCGAGAGUAGUAAAAGAGGGGGAUCUCCUGUGUUCCAGAAAAUAUCCCCAUCAGAAUUACAGUACAGAAAGACCAAUCAUCUAUGCUUCAAAUGUGGGGAUAGAUAUGGACCCGGGCAUGUAUGUAGUAGGAAGGGGAUUCACAUGUUACUCGUUGAUGAUGAAGACAAAGGAAAAUUGGAGGAAUCAAUCUUGACCGAAGGGGAAGUGAUAGAAUAUAGUGGGGCCAGUAGUCAUAAAGAUGUAGAAUUUUCCAUCCAUUCUAUGACUGGUGAACUGCUGCAAGGCACUAUCAAACUGAAGGGGAAAUUUAAUAGGAAACCGCUCUCAAUAUUUUUGGAUGGAGGAAGUUCUCACACUUUUGUUAAAGCUUCAGUGUUCGAGGAAAAUCCUCAAUUAGUAGUACCAAGGAAACCGUUCGCAGUCAAGGUGGCUAAUGGGCAGGUGCUACAGUGUAAUAGCUGGGUUCCACGGAUGACCUGGGAAAUGCAAGGGCAUACAUUCACUCAUGAUGUAUAUGUGCUCGCAAUUGAGUCGUAUAAUAUGGUAUUGGGGGUCGAUUGGAUGAGGGAGCACAGUCCUGUAACCUUUGAUUUCAAGCAUCUGCAAUUCUCCUUUAAUCAGGAAGGGCAGGAAGUGAAGCUACAAGGAGAUUUGGGAGAGACAAACAUCAAACUGAGGAAGGGAGAAACUGUCCAAAAGUUUUUGAGACGGAAGAAGAAAGAAACUCUCCGCAGGCCCUGUGUUCUAGCAGUUGAUACUCCUGAGGUAACAUCUCACACUGAUGACUCCAUAAGUGCACUCCUGGCUGAUUAUACUGAUGUGUUUGGAGAACCUUCCACCUUACCUCCUAUUAGACAGUUAGAUCACAAGAUACCCCUUAAGCCAGAUUCUAAACCUUUCAAGUUGAUUCCUUAUAGAUAUCCCCAUACUCAAAAGAAUGAAAUUGAAAAACAAGUUCAGGAAAUGCUAGUUAAUGGCAUUAUUCAGCCUAGUCAUAGCCCUUUCACUUCACCUGUCCUGCUAGUUAGAAAAAAAGAUGAAACCUGGAGAUUUUGUAUUGAUUAUAGACAGUUAAAUGAAAUCACCAUUAAGGACAAAUUUUCCAUCCCUAUCAUUGAUGAUCUCUUGGACGAGCUCCAUGAUAUCAUAAACUUUAUGCCAUAUGCCAAACUCUCCAAAUGCACUUUUGGUCAGCCACAUGUUGAGUACUUGGGACACAUCGUCACCGAGGAUGGAGUAGUAACUGAUCCUGCAAAGGUAGAGAGCAUGGUAUCCUGGCCACGACCUGAUUCUGUCAAAGCAUUAAGGGGUUUUCUUGGGUUGACCGGGUAUUAUCGAAGAUUUGUUAAGGGCUAUGGGUUGAUAGCUAAACCUUUGACUGAUUUGUUAAGGAAAGAUUCCUUUGAGUGGAGUAUCGAAGCGGAGAACGCUUUCUGCCAGUUGAAACGUGCCAUGAGUUCUACCCCUGUAUUAGCAGUACCGGACUUUACUAAACCUUUCAUCCUAGAGACUGAUGCCAGCCAAAAAGCUCUAGGAGCUGUGUUGAUGCAACAAGGAAGACCAAUAGCAUAUAUGAGUCAGGUACUAGCAAAUAAAAAUCCUAGGAUGUCAAUAUAUGAGAAGGAGUUGCUGUCCCUAAUUGUUGCAGUGACGAAGUGGAGGCAUUAUUUGAUGGGAGCACAUUCAUCAUUAAGACGGACCAUGAAAGUCUCAAGUAUCUGCUAG